Messenger RNA from Oppiella nova, 236 nucleotides. The record is from the annotation of a GenBank genome assembly. Lineage: Eukaryota; Metazoa; Arthropoda; Arachnida; Sarcoptiformes; Oppiidae.
CCUUUAUAUGACAAAUGUGAAAUCAGUUGACGACAAGAAGUCGAGUGAAGACGACAUUGUGGUUGUCAUCGAAGGCGGGAAAGCGGGUGAAGAGGUGAUCGCCACCAAAGAGGGUUAUCUCUCAACUAAAGGCGCCGUCGGAUUCAAAUUGGGAUCAAUUACUUCUAUAACAAAAAGCCAAUAAUUAUUUCAAAUAAUUGUUGAAUUUGUUAAUUGCUUUUGUAAUUAUAAUGACC